Molecule: messenger RNA, 780 nt
Organism: Diutina rugosa
Lineage: Eukaryota; Fungi; Ascomycota; Pichiomycetes; Serinales; Debaryomycetaceae
Product: transcription initiation factor IIA large subunit
Exons: 1
Coding region: 1-780 (259 amino acids)
Biological process (GO): transcription initiation at RNA polymerase II promoter; transcription by RNA polymerase II
Cellular component (GO): transcription factor TFIIA complex
Source: RefSeq, a predicted model, not a curated record
AUGUCCAAUGUCGAAGCGUCCAAGCUUUACGAGACCAUCAUAGAUGAAGUCAUCAAUGAUUCCCGUCAGGACUUUGAAGACCUGGGUAUUGACGAGACCGUUUUACAAGAGUUGCGUCGCAUCUGGUGCGAGAAGUUAAGUCAAACCCAUGUGGCCCACUUUCUGUGGGAUGAUGAUAUUCACAACGGCCAACAAAUGCAGGGCCACAUUGGAAAUAUGAACUAUCAAGCUCCACAUGGAAUGAUACCGCCGCCACCUCACAUGGGCCUGGGGCUCGAGAUUCCCGGGAACGAUACCCAAUUUCUGUAUCAAGGCCAAGGAAGUUUGGGACUUGAGAUUCCUAACUUAGGUGGUUCAAUAGGGUCGCAGGACGUUGAUAACUCUACAGGACGCAUCAAUCAAACCGAUGGAACGUUUGAAUUGACAAUGGAGCUGGAACACGCGUCAAACAUGUUGGCAAAAUGGAAGAAGUUGGCCGCCGAGCAAGAAGCGAAAAAAGUCCAGGAACUGGAUAUAAUAAGACAGGCUGACGGCACGCUUGAAGAGGAAGAGGAGCUCUUCAACGAGUCUGACGAUAUCAACUCUGAUUUAGACGACGGCUUGGAGCUGGAAAAGAGUGACGACGAGGACGGCGAUGCAGAGGGCCAGAUUAUGCUUUGCUUGUACGACAGGGUUCAAAGAGUGAAGAACAAGUGGAAGUGCAACUUGAAAGAAGGGAUUGCCAACAUUGAUGGCAAGGACUACGUUUUCCAGAAGGCUACAGGUGAACUGGAAUGGUAG